Rubroshorea leprosula is the source of this 589-nucleotide messenger RNA. NCBI's taxonomy places the organism in Eukaryota, Viridiplantae, Streptophyta, Magnoliopsida, Malvales, Dipterocarpaceae. The record is from the annotation of a GenBank genome assembly.
CUUCUCCGGCACUGCGUUGUUUUUGCCCGGAAGCCUUUGAGCUUCCGGGGUUUUGAUGCUUGAGCCGCCGGGCUUCCCGGCCGUUCAAGCAUGUUGGAGCCGCCCUGUGCUCCCUCCUCCGACGACCAUUCCGGGUCUGUCGGCUUUUGGAUCUGGCGACCCUCGGCCCUAUCUUGCAAAUCUUGUUAGGUGUUCGUUGUUUUUUGGUUGGCUUGCAGAUUCGGCGGUGGUCCCCUCCAUCCGGCAGCUUCUAGCGGUGGCGGUGAACGCAGGGGAUCCCAGAUCUGGCAACCUCGCGACCCACCUGCUGCUUCCAGGGAUCGGCCUCCGCCUGAUCGGGUCUCCGCAUCGGCAUCCUGGAGCCUGGCGCACCUUCCACAUGGGUAGAUUGAAGGGUGUCCCGUUUGGAUCGCUCGAUCGAAGGCUACUGUAUAGCUGCGCCCUUAGUGGUUGUUCGAGUGUCAUGUGCACCUCCCUUCGGCCUCUGAAAAUGGGUCUACUCUAGUUUCUUACUCCUGUUGUAAUUUUACUGUUUAUGAUUCCUGUAGAUGCCGUGUGGCGGUGUUUGAAAUGAACCCAUUUCGUUCUG